AUGAUCCAGCUUCUACCUCUUGCUGUCUUCCUUGUCACAUCGGCAGUCGUCUUUGCUGCCAUCAAUGCUCUCAGGUCUUCGCGCCACCGUGCCAGAAUAUCACAGCAACUGGGGUGUCAAGCCGCCCCCAUGCAUCAUCACAACCUCCCCUUGGGCGCUGACACUGUCGUAAGACUGAUCCAGGCCGGCAAUCAGCAUAAAAUCCCGCAGGAAGUGGUAAAGCUCUAUGAGGAGACUGGACAUCCCACUUACAUGCAACGACUGCUAGGCUCAACUAUCAUCGUCACCCAUGAUCCGAAGAACAUCCAAGCUAUGCUUGCCACGCAGUUCCACGAUUUUGAACUUGGUGCUUGCAGGCGGAAUAUCUUUUCUCCCAUGCUGGGCAUCGGUAUCUUUACUGCAGACGGCAAGACCUGGGAGCAUGCCCGAGCAGCUUUAAGACCACAGUUCACCCGCGAUCAGGUAGCCGACCUGGACCUUGAAGAGAAACACGUACAAAUCCUGUUCAAACAUCUCCCCGUCGAUGCACUAGGAUGGACUGUCCCAACGGAUCUUGCGCCUAUCUUCUUCCGGCUGACCAUUGACUCUGCUACCGAGUUCCUGUUCGGGGACAGCAUCAACUCCCAACACGCAGCCCUAGCCCAGAACGAGUCCCUCCCACUAGCCUUCAACCACACCAACGUGGCAGAGUCUUUCGAUCAUGGAAUAUCUUGCUUGGGCAUCCGCACCCGACUGAGCACGCUUUAUUGGCUCUACAAUCCAUCCUCGUUCCGUGAAGCCAUCCGCGUGGUCCACGAUUUCGCAGACUACUGUAUCGAACGAGCAGCCACGACCAAUCCCUCCAGCGAGGAGAAAGAAAGUCGCUAUAUAUUUCUGAAAGAGCUCCUGAAGACCACAGACAACAAGGUCGAGGUUCGGACUCAACUUUUGCACAUCCUUCUCGCCGGUCGAGACACCACUGCUGGACUAUUGGGCUGGACGUUUUGGGAACUCGCGCGCCACCCAGAGGUGGUUCACAAACUUCGAGCCGCAGUCCUCGACACGUUCGGGCCAUACACCUCCGACAACAAGGACAUCACCUUUGCCAGGCUCAAAUCGUGCACCUACCUCCAACAUGUCCUGAAUGAAACGCUCCGCCUGUACCCGUCUGUCCCGCUGAACGGCCGCCAAGCGACCAAAGACACGACACUCCCACGAGGUGGCGGUCCCGACGGACUGAGCCCGGUCUUCGUCCGACGCGGACAGGAGGUGUCGUACUCCGUGUACGUGCUACACCGCCGCCGCGAUAUCUGGGGCCCGGAUGCCGACCAGUUUAUCCCAGAGCGCUGGUCCGCUCGAAGAUAUGGAUGGGAGUAUAUCCCGUUCAAUGGCGGGCCGCGCGUAUGUCUAGGCCAGCAGUUCGCUCUGACCGAGGCCGGCUAUGUCAUCUGUCGAGUUGUGCAGCGAUUCGAUGGCAUUGCGAAUUGCAAUGAAUCCGACGAAGAGCUGCAUAACUACAGCCUGACAACCUCUCCGAUGAGUGUGAGGGUCAGACUUCAUCAAGCUGCCUGA
Capronia epimyces CBS 606.96 is the source of this 1551-nucleotide messenger RNA. RefSeq lists its product as uncharacterized. The transcript has 2 exons. Gene Ontology annotation, molecular function: oxidoreductase activity, acting on paired donors, with incorporation or reduction of molecular oxygen, reduced flavin or flavoprotein as one donor, and incorporation of one atom of oxygen; iron ion binding; heme binding. Lineage: Eukaryota; Fungi; Ascomycota; Eurotiomycetes; Chaetothyriales; Herpotrichiellaceae. The record is from RefSeq and is a predicted model, not a curated record. The coding region runs from base 1 to 1551 and encodes 516 amino acids.